This is a messenger RNA of Coffea arabica (coffee), 1580 nucleotides long. RefSeq names its product CAAX prenyl protease 2. Gene Ontology annotation, cellular component: endoplasmic reticulum membrane. Gene Ontology annotation, biological process: CAAX-box protein processing. Gene Ontology annotation, molecular function: metalloendopeptidase activity. The record is from RefSeq and is a predicted model, not a curated record. NCBI's taxonomy places the organism in Eukaryota, Viridiplantae, Streptophyta, Magnoliopsida, Gentianales, Rubiaceae.
CCGUUUUUGAUGCUUUUCUUUCCCUCGUUCUUUAACCUUCUUUCUUCCUUUCCUUUCCUUUCGUCUCCGAAUAGCAAGUUUGUUGGGUUUUCGAAAGGAGUAGAUUCCAAAUUGCCGCUCCAAGUCAAGACAGACAUACAGCAUCUGCACAUCAACACCCCCACAGGGACGCAAUAGGGAGAAAACGAAGCAGAAGCAGCAGCGUAUUCAGUGUUGUAUAGUAUUGCAGUAGUAGUAGUAGUAGUAGUACGUAGGGAGAGACAGAGUAGUAGUGUGUAGUGUGGCGUAUGAGUGAUGAUGGGGACUGCGAUUUCAGUGGAACGACAAGAAGAAGAACAAGAGCAAGUAGUAGUUGGCGGAGGAGGUCUCUCAGCUACAGUGGCAGUGAUGGGAUGUGCCGCCAUGGCUGUGUUUUAUGUUGCAAUCCUUUAUGCUCCCACCUUAAUUCUACGCUUGCCCCCGCCCGCUUCCUACAAAUCCUUCAUGAUUAGACGCUUCAUCUGCGCCGCCAUCUCCUCCCUGGUCUCCAUCUUCGCCUCCGCUCUCAUCCUCCCUCUAAGAUGGCAUGCACCUGAUGUUUCCAGUGCUUUUGGCAUAAGAUUUGAUCAUCUCUGGCAAGCUUUGAUCCUUCCUCUCUCUCUGACUUCCCUAAUGUAUGCUGGGUCAUUCGUCCAGAAAUGUUUGCAUCUCCUUGAUUCAUGGGAGCAACAUCAAAACUAUGGCAGAAAUGUAACAAUUGAGUGGAUAAGUAAGGUGCAGGACAAGUGUAUUGAUUUGAUGCUUACGAUGCCUUCCAACAUCUCAGUUUGGCGCAACUAUAUUGUGGCUCCAAUUACAGAGGAGUUGGUAUUUAGAGCUUGUAUGGUACCCCUCCUUCUUUGUGGAGGUUUUAGCACUUACACAGUUGUAUUUCUUUGCCCCAUCUUUUUUAGUUUAGCUCAUUUAAAUCAUAUAUUGGAAUACUAUUUCCAGAAAAACAGGAGCUUGGUCAAAGCAUCCAUGGCUGCAGGUUUCCAGCUUGGCUACACUGUUAUUUUUGGGUCGUAUGCGUCAUUUUUGUUUGUUCGAACAGGGCAUCUUAUCGCUCCCCUAGUUGCUCAUAUCUUUUGCAAUUAUAUGGGUUUGCCCACAACUUUUUCACGAAGGGCAGGAAUGGUGAGUAUGGCGGCAUUUAUAGCUGGGAGUCUCGGCUUCUUCUGGCUUCUUUUUCCACUCACAAGCCCGCAUUUGUACAAUGAUAGGAUGCAUAGCUGCAAGUGCUGGCAUAGAUAUUGUACGUGGAGCUAAGCCCUGUGAAGUUCUAAUGCUGGAUUUCUAAAGAAAACCUUAACGUUACGAAACUAGUUAGUUGUCCUUUUCUCUUUCGUGUAAAGUUGUUAUCUUUGGUUCUUUACGCUGAUGAUUCAGUUAGACCCUUCUACCAACUGUAACUUCUUUUGAGCUUUCUCUUCUCCUAACACGAAUAUGGAAAGGGGAAAUCUGCCUCGAACCUUUUCGUUUAUUACCAUUACUGUUAAGCGUCUAUUUUAUGUCCAUGACUUGAAUAUGUGCAUUGAUUUGGAACACAAUGUCCAUUUUCC